Molecule: messenger RNA, 258 nt
Organism: Phytophthora nicotianae INRA-310
Lineage: Eukaryota; Oomycota; Peronosporomycetes; Peronosporales; Peronosporaceae
Exons: 1
Coding region: 1-258 (85 amino acids)
Source: RefSeq, a predicted model, not a curated record
AUGGUGAAAAGCAAGCGUCGAAACUAUACUACCAAAGAAGCAGACGAUCAAGAACAGCUCUGCGUAGAAGCUCCUUCCUGGUACCUUCCUGACAACGAGAAGUCGAGCUUGUUUUACUGCUUACUCUUCGGUGUAUCAAUCGCUGUAGAUUACUUCGUUUACGAACUUGUGAGCUACAUGAAGAAAUUGGAAGAUCUAAGUGGCCUCAUGCUUGAGCCCUCGGUCAGUAGCAUAGGAGGGUCGGACCCACACCACUAA